AACAAGUAUUACAUUAAAUUUAGAAUUGUACUAUUAAUUAAUUUUUACUAUAUUGAAAAUAUUUAUGUUUUGAAGGCGUGUUUUAUUUCUUAAAACACUAAAUUGUAGCCUAAAUUGUCAGGUUAUAAAUUGUCAAAUCACACCAAAAGGAAGAUAUUACAUAUAUCCAUAAAUUGUAAAAUAACGAGGCAAAGAUAUUAUUAGGAUUACCCACCAAAAAUUUCCCUACUGUGCAUGGCAGUAGGAACGGAUUGUUGAGGCGCGAACUUGUAGGAUCCGAAACCACGAGAGAGAUGAAGAGAGCCACAACCACAAAGAGCUCCCACAAAUCGGCGAAUUUCUACAGUGAUUCAAACGGCUCCGAAUCGUUAGGGUUUCCAUCAACAUUGUCUCGCAGAUCGAGCGCCACGACAUCACAAACCAAACCGGUUCAAUCCAAUUGGCAAAUUCCAGCUUCACUCUCCAACUCAACAUCAUCGUCGUACGAUCUCUACGUUCGCCGGAUUCGACAUAUCCAUUUCUUUUUUCCGACAAUCGUUUCCAGAAACGCUGAUUUUCAUUUAUAUUUGUUCUUUCACGAAUUUCCCAGCCGCGGUUGUGUUUGAUAUGAUAUCAUGGAAGACCGAAUUGUAUUUUUGAUGUAAACAUCGGGAGGAGAUGGAGGGAUUGGAAGUGGACGAUCGUUGAUCUCGAAAUUCAGGGGGUGUUUGUAGCAGGCCGUUCGCUUUAUGAUUUGUGGAUACACGGUAGCAUUGCGCUCUUGUCGAUUAGGUUAUUUCGUGGCAUGUAUCAAUAAACGCACUCGCGUUUUCACGGUGAAGAGAUUUGAUUUCGGUGUUCAGAUUGGGGACAUUGAUGCACAUUUUUUUUUAAUGAUGAAGGAAUUUAUAGCGUCAGAGCUGCGCAUUUGAUAUUCUGAUGGAUUCUGCGGGAAAAAUUACCGUAGGUUCUCAGGUAUGGGUGGAAAACCCAUCAGUGGCUUGGAUCGAUGGAGAAGUGUUGAAAAUAGAUGGAACAGAAGCUGAGAUCCGAACUACUGAUGGGAAGAAAGUUGUUACAAAACUAUCAAAAAUCUACCCUAAAGAGAUGGACACUCCUGAUGGUGGAGUUGAUGACAUGACGAAGCUUUCUUAUUUGCAUGAGCCUGGAGUUUUGCAUAACCUAGCUAUCAGAUAUCAAAGAGAUAAAAUCUAUACUUAUACAGGCAAUAUACUCAUCGCCAUUAACCCAUUUCAAAGUUUGCCCCACUUGUAUGAUGCACACAUGAUGGAAAAAUAUAAAGGAGCACAAUUUGGGGCUUUAAGUCCUCAUGUAUUUGCAAUUGCAGAAAUUGCUUUCAAGGAAAUGGUUAAUGGAGGAAAAAGCAACUCCAUCUUGGUUAGUGGUGAAAGUGGGGCAGGUAAGACCGAGACUACUAAAAUGCUUAUGCGCUAUCUUGCACAUGUUGGUGGACACAGAGGCACAGAAGGGCGAACAGUUGAACAACAAGUUCUAGAAUCAAACCCAGUUUUGGAAGCAUUUGGCAAUGCAAAGACUGUUAGAAAUAACAAUUCCAGCCGUUUUGGAAAAUUUGUUGAGAUUCAGUUUGAUAAACAUGGAAGAAUAUCUGGAGCAGCUAUCCGGACAUACCUUCUAGAAAGAUCUCGUGUUUGCCAAAUUUCGGAUCCUGAACGCAACUAUCAUUGUUUCUAUCUCCUUUGUGCAGCACCUCCAGAGGAAACCAAGAAAUAUAAAUUGGGAGAUCCUAAAUCAUUUCACUAUCUCAAUCAAUCAAAUUGCUAUGAACUUGUUGGUGUAAGCGAUGCCCAUGAUUAUCUUGCUACUAGGAGAGCCAUGGAUAUUGUUGGAAUAAGCAAAAAGGAACAGGAUGCAAUUUUCAGAGUUGUGGCUUCAAUUCUCCAUCUUGGUAAUCUUGAAUUUGCCAAAGGGGAAGAGAUUGAUUCUUCAGUUUUGAAAGAUGAUAAAUCCAAAUUUCAUCUUCAGAUGACAGCAGAGCUGCUAAUGUGUGAUCUACAUGCACUAGAAGAUGCACUACUGAAGCGUGUGAUGAUUACUCCAGAAGAAGUUAUUAAGAGAAGCCUUGAUCCUGAAGGUGCAACCUUCAGCAGGGAUGGUUUGGCUAAGACCUUAUAUUCUCGCUUGUUUGACUGGUUGGUGGAUAAAAUUAAUGUGUCAAUUGGGCAAGAUCCGAAGUCAAAUUCUCUGAUUGGAGUCCUUGACAUAUAUGGUUUUGAGAGCUUUAAAACCAAUAGUUUUGAGCAGUUUUGUAUUAAUUUCACUAAUGAGAAGCUGCAACAACACUUCAAUCAGCAUGUUUUUAGGAUGCAACAAGAGAUAUACACAAAAGAGGAAAUUGACUGGAGCUACAUAGAGUUUGUAGACAACAAGGACAUCCUAGAUCUUAUUGAAAAGAAACCUGGUGGGAUCAUUGCUCUACUUGAUGAAGCCUGUAUGUUUCCCAAAUCAACUCCUGAAACUUUUUCACAGAAGCUCUACCAGACAUUCAGUAAACACAAACGGUUUAACAAACCAAAAUUGUCACGCUCAGAUUUCAUAAUUGCUCAUUAUGCUGGAGAGGUUCACUACCAGUCUGAUCAAUUUCUAGACAAAAACAAAGAUUAUAUUGUUCCUGAACAUCAAGAUUUGUUGAGUACUUCAAAGUGCUCUUUUGUAGCAGCCCUUUUCCCUCCACCAAGCGAGGAAACAACGAAAAAAUCCAAAUCCAAGUUCUCAUCUAUUGGCUCUCGCUUCAAACAACAACUUCAACAAUUGAUGGAGACUCUGAAUUCCACACAGCCCCACUAUAUCAGAUGUGUGAAGCCAAAUAAUCUUCUUAAACCUGCUGUCUUUGAUAAUGUCAACAUCAUUCAUCAAUUACGUUGUGGGGGGGUUCUAGAAGCAAUUCGUAUAAGCUGUGCAGGGUACCCUACCAACAAGGCUUUUGCUGAUUUUGUUAAGCGAUUUGGUCUUCUACUUCCCGAAGUUUUAAGAUCAAAUCAUGACAGGAAGGAUGCUUGUAGAAAGAUUCUGGACACAGCUGGACUUCGAGGGUAUCAGAUUGGGAAAACAAAAGUUUUUCUUAGAGCUGGUCAUAUGGCUGCAUUAGAUGCAAGGAGAACAGAAAGGCUUAGUGCUGCAGUCAUAACUAUCCAGAGAACAACAAGAAGUUUUCUCAUUAGGAGGCGUUUUCUUGCUAUGGCCAAUCUUGCUGUUGCCUUGCAAACUUUAUGCAGAGGAAAGCUUGCUUCUAAGGCAUAUGAAGAUAUGAGAAAGACAGCUGUGUCAACGAAAAUUCAGACUAACUUUAGGCGAUACACAUUAAGGACUUCCUACAACAGACUCAGGCAUGCAGUGGUUCUCAUUCAGGCAGGUGUGAGAGCAACGAUAGCUCGUCAUGAGCUCGGAUACAGGAGACAAAAAAAGGCAGCUACUGUUUUAGAAGCCAAAUGGCGUGGUCAUAGAGAGUAUAUUCAGUAUAAGAAACUCUCAAAGGCAACAGUGGCAACACAAUGUGGUUGGAGGCAAAGAGUUGCUAAGAGAGAGCUUCGCAGAUUAAAGAUGGCUGCAAGGGACAAUGGGGCACUGCAAGAGUUGAAGGAUAAGCUUCAAAAACAAGUACAAGAGCUUACACAACGUUUAGAGCAUGAAAUACGUUUAAAGACCCAAUUGGAACAAUCAUUGCUUGCCAAGGAACGCGAGUAUGCAACAAACGCACCUGAUGGGGCCCAUGGGGGAAUGAUCGAUGGUUUAACUGCUGAGGUGGAAAAUUUGAAGGCUUCAUUAGAAUCAGAGAGACAACGAGCUGAUGAAUCUGAGAAGAAGUAUGCUGAAGCCCAGGCUUUAUUAAAAUCAGAGAGACAGAGAGCUGAUGAAUCUGAGAAGAAACAUGCUGAAGCCCUGGAGACAAUCAAAGUUAUGCGUCUAAAGUUGGAAGGAACUGAAAGAAAGCCUGAUGUGAGUGGCACAUUGCUUGCUAAGGAAGCGACUGAAGCAUCAGGGGAAGCUUUGUCCAUUAUGAAAGAAGCCGUAGUCUUAAUGAAGGAUGGUGAUAUGCUCGACCAUUCAACUACAGAAAACCUAAAGACUGAAUUGGAGGAUGGAUGGCAUGCCAAGGAUCAUGAUUCUGCAAUGGAACACAGUCCAACCAUGAAAAAUCUCAAGACUGGAUUGGAAGACGGGUUGCAUGCUAGGGAAAACGGGUCUGCAGCAGACGAAGCAUACGUUGGAGGUUUAUCUGUUGUAAAAAAAGUUCCUGUGUUUGGUGAUGACACCGAAAAGAUUGACAGUUUAAGCACAGAAGUUGAAAACCUCAAGACUUUAUUAGAAUCAGAGAGACAACGGGCUGAUGAAUUUGAAAAGAAGUUCUCAAAAGCCUUGGAAACAGUCGAAUCUAUGCGUCUAAAGUUGGAUGAAACAGAAAGAAGGGUACUUCAACUUCAAGAAGCAGAAAGAAGGACUGAUCUGAAUGAGGCCAAGGAACGUGAGCUUGCAAUGGAAGCAUCUGACAGAGCUUUGUCUGUUGUGAAAGAUACAUCAGUUUCUAUGGAGGACACUGGAAAGAUUGAAAUUUUAACUGCUGAGGUGGAACAUCUUAAGGGUCAAUUAGAUUCAGAGAGACAACGAGCUGAUGAAUCUGAAAAGAAGUACUCUGAAGCCCUGGAAUCAAUCAAAACUUUGCGUCAAAAGUUGGAAGAAACUGAAAGAAGGACUGAAUCGGAAGACAAAAUGCUCGUUCAGCAACGUGAGGCUCCAUUAGAAGCAUCGGGUGAAACAUUGUCUGUUUUGGAGAAAGCCACAGUUUCCUUGGUGGAUACUGAAAAGAUUGAAAAUUUAACUGUAGAAGUGGAAAACCUCAAGGAUUUAUUAGAAUCAGAGAGACAAAGAGCAGAUGAAUGUGAAAAGAAGUACAGUGAAGCCCUGGAAUCAAGUGAAAUGAAGCGGAUAAAACUGGAGGAAACUGAAAAAAGGGUACUUCAACUUCAAGAUGCUUUGAAUAGGAUGAUGUACAGCAUGUCAGACCAAUUUGCGGAGCUAAAAAGUAUAUUGUGUGCUUCAUCAAGUUCGAGUGUAACUUCAGGGUUCAUUGUUAGAGAUGGUUUUGGUGAUUCCACAUCUACCUCUUCUGAUAUCACAUCCACUGAUUCUGAUUCCGAUUUCAAUUUCCCACCUCCCACUUGUUCUACUACUACUACAGAGACAGUCUCUCCUCUCACUCCUGAUGCUUUUCAGAUGAUAGUUCAGGACCUUUCUGCCCCUGAAAAACCAGGUAAUUAUGCAUGCUUCGUCAUACAUAUUUGCUCUCAUGUUGCCAUCCAUUUUGACUCAUUUAUGGGAGACAGAAUAAAGAAUGGAUUUUCAAGAGAAAAAAAAAAGAAGCAGCAUGUGAUGUAACCGAAUGAGCAUUUGUUUGAUUCUCAGGAAACAAUGUGAGCACUGCACUUCCCAUGCAUCAGAGCACCAACAACAACAAAAACAACAAGAAGCAACAUCUAGCUAGCUAGCCUGCCUGCCUGCUUGUUUUGGUUAUAACAUAAAUUAGAGCAUUCAGUUUCAGUUUCUUCUUAUCUUAUCUUAAAACUCUUAACUCAAUCAACAGGUCUUGAGCUGUACAUGAGACACUACUUUGUAUGUUUUAUCAAUUUUUCAUAGAAUUCAGGGUAUAUGUACAAUCCACCAUAUAAUAUUUUUUUAACAUGGUUUUCAACAUAAUAUUCUUUUUUUAUAAGUUUGUAAAUAUGGCAUACAUGAAUAAGCAGCAGGAAUAUAAAGGAGGAACUUCAAUUCUCAGUUGAGAUGCACCACAAGGACAAGUUAAUGUUGUACAUCUGGGCAUGUAAUAUGUUUAUGCUGCUAGGCUUCAUGAGAAGCUUUUUUCGCCUGCAUCUCAAGAAACAGACAUACAAGAAACACGUCGUUGAGGCGGAGGAUGUGGAUGUGGGUGACGUAAACAAUCAAUAAGCCGUCUUAUAAAGUUACACAAACGACGACAGCAGAAGCAAAAACCCCUGUGAACACCGCAAGUGCUGAGGAUGGCUCCAUAUAUACAUACACUAGUGCGACUUCCACCUACAAAAUUUGUUUUUUCAAUACAAAUUAUCUUUCAAAUACUGCAAAAUCGAUAGGUUUCAGAUCGUUAUUUGUAGGUUUUCAUCUAUGAAAAGUAACGGUUGCCAUUAAGCUAUUAUGUGAGUUUGUAACACUAGGUUUAAAUUCAUGGAAACUUUAAUGGAUUCGAUUAAAUUCUUGAAAUAUUAAUUAUUGCA
This is a messenger RNA of Lactuca sativa (garden lettuce), 6263 nucleotides long. Lineage: Eukaryota; Viridiplantae; Streptophyta; Magnoliopsida; Asterales; Asteraceae. The record is from RefSeq and is a predicted model, not a curated record.